Messenger RNA from Fulvia fulva, 1425 nucleotides. RefSeq lists its product as uncharacterized. The record is from RefSeq and is a predicted model, not a curated record. The transcript is spliced from 3 exons. NCBI's taxonomy places the organism in Eukaryota, Fungi, Ascomycota, Dothideomycetes, Mycosphaerellales, Mycosphaerellaceae. Bases 1 to 1425 code for a protein of 474 amino acids.
AUGCAGAAAGGAUUCGACAUCAUUGCAGAGUCGAAGUCAGGUGGCGGGAAUGGGGUUCAGAUCAAGCAGCAUCUCGACCAGACCUACACCUUGUUCAAUGGCUUUCAGGGCAUCGACCUCUCUGUACAGCAACGCCUGCAUCGAUCCAGACAACAAGCCUCGCCAACCUUCGUUUUCCGUAGAUUAAGCCAUUUUCCAUCAUUCUCAGAGGCCAAUGACUAUCUGAACGAUCUGGAACGGGCUCGACUCAGCAUUCGACGAGAGCUGCUCAGUCAAGCAGGCGAAGCCCUCGAUGUGAUGGAGCUUGGCACCAUGGAUGCCGCAGCUGCCCUCUGUAUGCGCCAUAGUCUGAGCCGAGUGAUCGACUUAUCUCCACGGCCAGACAUCCUUCAGAAUUUCCAAUCCUUACAAUCUGGCUACGAACAAUGGUACAACGCCUUCUGCCAUGCCGAUUCCGACCUUGGCGGUGAUGAGGACAGUGUGACUCUCCUGCGCAUCACGUUUCUGACCAGCCGUUUCAAUCUUGCUUCAAGCCGAGACACUGAUGAGAGGACGUCGGAUAUUGAGUCUGCAUAUCUGAGCAACACAGGCUAUGCCAUUGCUUUGAGUACAGACGUACUCGCUCAAGUAUCACUCUGCGGCUUCAAGUCAAGACGGACCGAAACCAGAAAGCGAGCGAUGCGAUUGCUAGUCAGUGCUAACAAGCUCGAAGGUGUGUACCAGAGCGCCGUCUUGGCAGGCUUCAUCCGCAGACCAAUGGAUCGGGAAGAGGCUUUGGCUCGUGAGCUCACGGUCACGGCUCCAUGCGAGAACUUCACCGAACAUGAUAUACCUGCGCAGGCAAGAGUUGCGGAUGUUGUGUUCGCACAAGUCGACUAUCGACCCCGUUGCAUCAACAUGAUCGCAACUCGUUACAUAAUGGAUGAUAGCGGAGAGCCCGCCAUCGAGCUCACUGAGGACAUGUUCGACAUAUUUGACGGGCACGACAUAUCACGGAGGUCGCUUCUGGUGUCGCUGGCGACCCCUUAUCCUGCAGACUUCGCGUCGACUUCUGCAAGCGACAUGGCAGGCAUGCCUCAGCAGAUCGACUUCACCAAUGGCGGGUCUUCAGCACACCUGUUCCGCUCUCUCACGACAGCUGUAUUCCUGCCACAUCCAGCCGAUGCCGAAAUUCCUAACGCCACGGCAUCUCAGUCGACACCUCUACACAAUAUCACGAACAUAGUACUCAACAACGGUCUCAAGCGGCAAUUCAAGGAUUACAGGUCAAGCCCAGGUCCAGUGGACAGUGUCCUUCGUUCCCGCGGUAAUCCAUCUUAUGUCAGCUACAAGGCUGUUCGCAUGUAUCAAGACCAUCUCCACGGCUCAUGCGAAGGGCAACCCACUACAUUGAAACAACAGGGAUGGAUGAUGAACAGAGAGUAG